Molecule: messenger RNA, 675 nt
Organism: Penaeus indicus
Lineage: Eukaryota; Metazoa; Arthropoda; Malacostraca; Decapoda; Penaeidae
Product: chromobox protein homolog 3-like
Exons: 2
Coding region: 1-675 (224 amino acids)
Biological process (GO): negative regulation of transcription by RNA polymerase II; chromatin organization
Cellular component (GO): nucleus; pericentric heterochromatin
Molecular function (GO): chromatin binding
Source: RefSeq, a predicted model, not a curated record
AUGUGGACGUCAAUCACACCGAGUGACUCCGGCGUCUUCCAGCAGCAUCAAGGAUACAUGACCGUCUCGCAAGGCGCUGACUCGGAAUCAAUUACAGAACACAGCACGUCUAUUGCUCUCGUAGCACGUACGUCUUGUAUCACAAUGCCGAGAAAAAAGGAUUCGUCCAUAAAAUCAGCUAAAGAAAAGGAAGAGGAGAAAGCUGGAGAGGAUUUAGAUGCCGAGGAAUUCAUCGUGGAGAAAAUUUUGGACAAGAGAGUUCGAAACGGUAUCGUCGAGUAUUACCUCAAGUGGAAGGGCUAUGGGGACGGGGAUAACACGUGGGAACCCGAGACCCACUUGGAAUGCUCUCAGCUCAUAAACGAGUACGAGAAGAAAGACAAAGAAAAAGCAACCAAAGAGAAAAAAGAGUCAGGGAAGAGAACGCCUAAGAAACCAUCUAAUGAGGCGAAAAUUAAAGUAAAGAGCGGGAUGGACGUGAAUUCGCUGUCGGGUUUCGACCAAGGUUUCGAACCAGAUAGGAUUCUCGGAGCAACCAACGCGAGUGGAACGCUGAAGUUUCUGAUGCAGUGGAAAGACAGUGAGAUACAAGAACUGGUUCCUGCAAGUCAAGCCAAUGUUCUGUGUCCUCAAGUUGUCAUCAAGUUCUACGAAGAGAGACUGAACUGGAAUUAA